Rangifer tarandus platyrhynchus (Svalbard reindeer) is the source of this 1452-nucleotide messenger RNA. Lineage: Eukaryota; Metazoa; Chordata; Mammalia; Artiodactyla; Cervidae. The record is from the annotation of a GenBank genome assembly.
AUGAAGGUGCUCCCUGCAUCUGGCCUUGCUGUCCUCCUCGUCACCGCUCUGAAGUUUUCCACCGCAGCCCCCUCCCUGCUCACGGCCUCCCCCAGGACCUCAAGGAACAACUACCACCUUGCACAGGCGUACCUUGACAAGUAUUACACAAAAAAAGGAGGGCCCCAGAUUGGGGAGAUGGUUGCAAGAGGAGGCAAUUCCACGGUUAAAAAGAUUAAGGAGCUGCAGGCGUUCUUCGGCCUCCGAGUCACCGGGAAGUUAGACCGAGCUACCAUGGACGUGAUCAAGAGGCCUCGCUGUGGAGUUCCCGAUGUGGCCAACUAUCGCCUCUUCCCAGGUGAACCCAAAUGGAAAAAAAAUACUUUGACAUACAGAAUAUCCAAGUACACCCCUUCCAUGACCCCUGCGGAAGUGGACAGAGCCAUGGAGAUGGCCCUGCGGGCCUGGAGCAGCGCCGUCCCUCUGAACUUUGUCAGAGUCAACGCGGGCGAAGCUGACAUUAUGAUCUCUUUUGAAACCGGAGAUCACGGGGAUUCCUAUCCAUUCGAUGGGCCUCGAGGGACUCUAGCCCAUGCAUUUGCACCUGGAGAAGGCCUGGGAGGAGAUACACAUUUCGACAAUGCUGAGAAGUGGACUAUGGGAACGAAUGGUUUCAAUUUAUUCACCGUUGCUGCUCAUGAGUUUGGCCAUGCACUGGGCCUGGCCCAUUCCACAGACCCGUCAGCACUGAUGUACCCAACUUAUAAGUAUCAGAAUCCCUAUGGGUUCCAUCUCCCCAAGGAUGACGUGAAGGGGAUCCAGGCACUGUACGGACCUCGGAGAGCAUUCCCAGGGAAGCCCACCGCGCCCCACGGCCCCCCUCAUAAUCCGUCCAUCCCCGACCUCUGUGACUCCAACUUAUCCUUCGAUGCGGUGACGAUGCUGGGGAAGGAGCUCCUGCUCUUCAGGGACCGGAUUUUCUGGCGUCGGCAGGUUCACUUGAUGUCAGGGAUCCGGCCCAGCACAAUCACCAGCUCCUUCCCCCAACUUAUGUCCAAUGUGGAUGCAGCUUACGAAGUGGCUGAGAGGGGCACAGCCUACUUCUUUAAAGGACCCCACUAUUGGAUAACAAGAGGAUUCCAAAUGCAAGGUCCUCCUCGGACUAUUUAUGACUUUGGGUUCCCAAGAUAUGUGCAGCGAAUAGACGCCGCGGUCUAUCUCAAGGAUGCACACAAGACCCUUUUCUUUGUGGGAGAUGAAUACUACAGUUAUGAUGAGCGAAAAAGGAAAAUGGAAAAAGACUAUCCGAAGAGUACUGAAGAAGAAUUUUCAGGAGUCAAUGGCCAAAUAGAUGCGGCUGUAGAAUUAAACGGCUACAUUUACUUCUUUUCAGGACCCAAAGCAUACAAAUAUGAUACAGAGAAGGAAGAUGUGGUUAGUGUGCUGAAAUCUAGUUCCUGGAUUGGUUGCUAA